UACUCAGCUCCACUUAAUUACCUUAUUCCCCAUGGCUAUGGAUAGCGUUAGCCAUAUCCAUAAAUCCUCUCAAGAAAUUCAAUAUGAAGUUUCCUGACACGGUUUUGAGCAAAAUCCAAACAGAUAACCAACAAGCUUCUGCUCAAACAAAGGCCGCUCAUGGCCUCUUCUCUUCGCUUCAGCUGCGCAGUUCCUAUCUCAAUCUCCAGAUCGACAAAACCCAGAAAUCAACCAGCUAAAAUUCGCUGCAUAGGAUGGGACCCGGAAGGCGUGCUCGGAGCUCCGAAGCCAGGACACAUAGCGAGGCUGGAAUUCAAGCGACGUCUCGAUAAGGAUUCCGAGGCCCGAGAAGCAUUUGAACGCCAAGUCCGAGAAGAGAAAGACCGCACGCGAAGACUUCGCGAGUCUCGGGUGAUACCGGAUACUGUAGAGGAGUUGGUUGAGUAUUUUCUAGAUACUGAAGCUCAGGAGAUUGAAUUCGAGAUUUCAAGAUUGAGGCCUCGAUUGAAUGAGGAAUUUUUCUCGCACCUGAAACUUGAACUGGGAAAACUCAAGUUUUCUGUAUCCAAGACUCAGGAUGUGGAAGACAGAGUAAUUGAGUUAGAGACGCUGCAAAAAGCCCUGGAGGAAGCCACAGAAGCAUAUGAUAAAAUGCAAGCUGAACUCGUAACAGCAAGGGAGAGUUUGAAGAGAAUUUUACAAUCGAGUGAUGUCAAGGCAACUCUGUUGGACUUGGUUGGGGAGAACUCGUUGAAUAGGUCCCUAUUGACACUUCUUGAUCAAAACAUUGCAAGUGCAUAUCAGGGUAACCAGGUGAGGGAAUUCAUUUAUGAAAUGCUCUUGGCUCUAUUUUGUUUAGACGGAGGAUCGUUCUUGGUUCUACGAUUUGGCUUCAGAGAUUUAAAAUCCAUAAAAGUUCUGUAAAGCUCAAAAUUAUACCAAAUAUUUAGUAUGACAGAUACGAAUACUAACCUGUCGGUAAAGAACAAACAUUGGUUUUGAAGGAAAAUUAAACAAUAGGGCUCAAAGUCCAGAAAACACUUUUAAUGAAUCUACAGUAUCCAUGUUGGUUUCUGCAGUAUGCCUGAUAAACAUAGUCCUCGAACAUUUAAGGUCCUGCAAACAUAUGGACUGUUCUGAUCAUAGUCUAGUGUCCCUCACAAUUGCAUACAUCUGAAAUUCCACAGACACAGAGAGGUGUUUUUUUGCAGUGCUUGUGGUUCUUGUAUUCGUAGUUGUUCUCUUCUCACACUGAAUACCCGUCUACAGAACCCGGUUAAUCUGUCUAAAUAUCUACAUUCUCAUUAGCACCUUUUGAACAUUCCAAGGGGAUUUCUAAUUUUCUGGUUAUAUGAUCCUUUUGACUCUGUGCUUCUUCAACUUAUUCUUAUUUUCGGGUUGGAUUUUGAAAAUCUUAUUAUCUUCUAAACAUGAUGAUGCAGAAACAAGCUGCGGAAUACAUGGAAAAGAUUCGUGGUGCGAUGCUCAAGUAUAUCACUGUCUGAUUCAUGUAGAACGACGGUGAACCAAAGAUAAAUAUGUAUGUAUUUUUUACACUUGUGCAGAGAUUCUGAUUCUCAAAUUCAAGGUAUGAUGCGUUCAUCCUUCUGCAGUGAGUUUAGUUUUAUCAAAAUUUAUGAGCUUGGACAUGGCUUCGCUUUUAAGCCACGGUGUAGUAGUUUUGGUGGUUGUUUUUGUGGUCAGGAAUGUUGUAUAUUUCUUGAUGAAUGUAAAUUCCAAGACUUUGGAAUAAUAGUGGACUAGUUCAACUGCAA
Molecule: messenger RNA, 1775 nt
Organism: Salvia miltiorrhiza (redroot sage)
Lineage: Eukaryota; Viridiplantae; Streptophyta; Magnoliopsida; Lamiales; Lamiaceae
Exons: 7
Coding region: 160-924 (254 amino acids)
Cellular component (GO): chloroplast stroma
Source: RefSeq, a predicted model, not a curated record